AUGGCCGCAGGACCCUCUGGGGCUGUGUCCCCCCCCAGGUCGACGUGGGUGCCCCGGGGGGACUACGUGGCCUCGAACACGGACGAGUGCACGGCCACGCUCAUGUUCGCCGUGAGCCUCAAGCAGGCGGGGACCGUCACCUUCGAGUACCUGUACCCCGACAGCAGCAUCGUCUUCGAGUUCUUCGUGCAGAAUGACCAGUGCCAGCCCACGGUGGAGGAAUCCCGGUGGAUGAGAACGACGGAGAAGGGCUGGGAAUUCCACAGCGUGGAGCUGAGCCGCGGGAACAACGUGCUGUACUGGCGAACCACCGCCUUCUCCGUGUGGUCCAAGGCGCCCAAACCGGUGCUGGUGAGGAACAUCGGCAUCACAGGGGUCGCGUUCACCUCCGAGUGCUUCCCCUGCAAGCCCGGCACGUUCGCCCCCGCGCCCGGCGCCGCCUCCUGCCAGCCCUGCCCCGCCAACACCUUCUCCGGGAAAGGGGCCACCGCCUGCCAGCCCUGCGAGCCCGACUCCUACGCCGCAUACGAGAAGACAAAUGACAACCCAGCUUCAAGGCCCUGCUAUCCCAGUACAAUCAGCUCCACAACGCUCAGCUCUAAUGAUUGCACACGAGUUACGUACACCUGCUCCAUCCAGCAGGACUGUACAGCCAUCGGCUCGACUGUCUAA
Neopelma chrysocephalum (saffron-crested tyrant-manakin) is the source of this 672-nucleotide messenger RNA. Its product is annotated as UPF0577 protein KIAA1324-like. Gene Ontology annotation, cellular component: late endosome; trans-Golgi network; extracellular exosome. Bases 1 to 672 code for a protein of 223 amino acids. Lineage: Eukaryota; Metazoa; Chordata; Aves; Passeriformes; Pipridae. Gene Ontology annotation, biological process: autophagosome assembly; positive regulation of vacuole organization. The transcript has 5 exons. The record is from RefSeq and is a predicted model, not a curated record.